CGUUUUUAUGACUGGCUAAAUAAUGUGAAAAGCUACCAGGCUUUUGUCAAUAUUUGUUUUUUUCUGAUUUCACUGACAGAGGAUGAUCACCAAUUUUACUCACCAAAGGUACAAUGUAACGGUUCCUACGACUAGUAAUGGUCCGAAUAUGACAUUAAUUGUCUACAUGUUUGGCUGUGAAUAUCCACCUACACAGAAUGUUUUUAUGGAGACAUUUAUGUGCUUGUGUCACCGGUCAUUUAUUCUGGAAUGACCAAGUGAUCACCUGAAAGGUGUUGCUGUCCCGUAACUCUGAAAGGUGACAUAGGUACACAGACCCUCAGUUCGCAGUAGUUCUCAAGUCCACGUAUACACAAUCCAUCACUGAAACAAGGAAAUGAUGAACGGUCAUUAACAAGUUUAAGUCGGACAAAUUACUGUAACAUUCUCAAAGCGUUUUAUCGAACUGUAUCACAUAGUGACACGUGACUUCAACAUCCAAUCCACGAGCCUCAGGAGGAAUCCUCCUUAUUUGUAUCCGCCUUUGUCUAUAUGAAUGAGUUGGUGAUGUAGUAAUUACACGGCAAUCGUUUACGCUCACUCACCGGCAUUAAAUCAUGUGCCUUGAGAGAUAUUCGGCGUACGAUCCCGUGACAGGUGUAGUUCCGUGGUUAAGAUAAGGAAAUCGUAGUUACUACGGAAAUGGAUUCACCAUUGGAUUAAUACAUAAGUGUGCUACCAUGGGAUGGAUUGGUCACUUUUCUCCAAAUCUAGACCCACGUGCUUUGCAAUAGUCUUUGAAAAGUUGUACUUUCAGAGAAAAAUUUCUAACGGAUAUAUAUUUUUCAACGACGUGAUGUUACUCCGAGCUUUUGAUGGAUUGCACGUAAUAACAUGCGCGACACAUAUAUCUACUCAGGGAAACUAAAUAUUCCGUGAUUGAAUGUAAGAUCAAUAUGUCCAGUAACGGUAAGGUGUGUUUCUGGCCUUGGCCUUUAUUUAUAAUCAAUUAUAAAACAUUUUUUCUUUUUUUCCUUGCUGUAAGAGGAAACUAUGCGUCCCUUCCUCAGCGGGUGAAAAGGCAAGAUUUCUUUGGAGGUACAAAACCAGAGGGCGCCACAUGUUUGUUUGAUCCAUGUCUAAACAUAGAUAAUUAUUGUAAGAAUUCAGGGACGUGUUUCCUCAACACCACAACCUGUAUGUUCAAAUGUUUUUGUGCGCCUGAGUACACGGGACCAAAGUGUAACCACCUGAUACCACCCAGCACCCAGUCCCCCCCGUCCACGAUUUCUACAGCCAUAUCCCCUUCCACUCCUAUUAUCACAGACAACGUACCUAGUACAACGUUACGACCCCUUGAGGAACGCGAGUGUAUCCAAGGAUUCGAGUGUAUCCAUGGCUUCUGUGACAAACAUUUCGGAUUUAAGUGUGCAUGUGACUACGGAUGGACAGGAGCAUUUUGCAAUAUUUUAAAAUGCCCACUUCAAUGUCAGGCUGAUGAAAAAUGUUUGCUGAGGAAUGGCACAUUCUACUGUCAUAAACCGGAAACCCAAAUCCAGGAAGUGAGUGCAUCGACAACGGAAGUAGCAUCAAAAGAACUUCCGGGCGUCGUGGAUAUAUGUAAUUGUGAUGUACGUCCCAGAGGAGGAUUGUGUGAAGACAAAUGUUCAUCCAAUGGUAUGUGUCAGAAGAACAAUCAAAAUAUGGAAUAUUGCAAGUGUAAUAAAGGAUAUGAAGGCAGAUUCUGUGAAAUCAAUGCUAAGGGUAGUUCCAAAUCUGAAUUUGAAAAACAGAACGCUUGUUCCGCAAAUUACACCAUCAGGGAUUUAGACCUUCGUGAAUGCGUCCCAAAUUUCGUUUGUAUCUAUGGACAGUGUAAGAAACCCCAGAGAAAAGACAUCGGUCUACAACUUGAAUGUGCUUGUGAUGAAGGUGCGAUCGGAGGAUUGUGUCAGAAUCAGUGUUGUCUUCAAUGUGCAGAACACGGGAAAUGUAAAACAUAUAUGAAUGGUACGGAGUACUGCUACUGUGAAUACGACUAUGAGGGCGAGUUCUGCGAAAACAAGAUUACUAUUGAAGAUGCGAAGAAGGACACCUGGUAUCUGUGGGUGGUCGGAGUGUGUGCAGGUGUGCUCGGACUGCUUAUCCUCGCCCUGGUCAUUAUACCUUACUGGAUGUGGCACAAUAGGGUCACUGUCAUCAUGAAGAUUGUCCAUUACUUUCAGCCUUAUGAAGACGAUGAUGAAAGAACGUGGGACGCGUUUGUUUCAUACAAAUCUACGGAUGUCGAUCAGAAUUUCGUGCUCCACACACUGUUUCCGAAAUUGGAGAAAGAACUCGGCUUUACAUUGUGUCUACACUUCCGAGAUUUCAUGCCCGGAGAGACGAUUGCCAACAAUAUAAUCAACGCCGUAAACAACAGCAGGAGAACCAUCCUUAUAUUGACUCCCCGCUACAUUGAGAGUGAAUUCACACGGUUUGAAUACCAAGUUGCCCAACAUGAAAUGUUAAAACGUAAACAUAGGAUUAUUCCCAUCUUACUUGAAGAUAUAUCGGACUCGAUCAGUUCGAUGGACCCGAAUCUGCGACAAAUAAUCAGGUCGGUCACAUAUAUAGAAUACCCAGGAGCAGACGCUACAGAAAAGAAACUAAAUACAUUUUGGAAGAGAAUGAGUCUGUCUAUGCCAAAAACAAGAUCAACAGAGGAACAUCAAAAACAAUUAGACACCCAAAACAAAUCGAGUGAAGAUAGCGUUCCGAAUGUCAUAUCCCUCAACGGUGAUUGUAAUGUCUCAAGUAACAAAACGGAAACGGAAACGACGUCUUUCUCAAAUGGCGGUAUACAUCCCACAGACAAUAACGAGAUCAGUGUUCAAAUAACAGAGGAAAAUACAGUGGCGUGUAAGAACAUGAAGAACGAGAGCAAUGGAGAGUUGUAUAACAAAGCAUUCAUUGAUGAUUAGAAAGGAAGAUAGUCGAUCCAUGCAGCUUAAAUCUAAUUCAACUCUACCUCAAACGAACCAGUGUUAUUUUCGUCUAUGUUAGGUAUUAUACGUACGAAACGGUGUUAUCAAAGGUAGUAUCGAGUAAGUUAAUUAUCCUUAUUGGUAAUAUCAUUUGGUUGUUUGAGUGACGUAGCUGAGGAUUUUUAGGGUAUUAUACGUACCAAACGGUGUUAUCCAUGGUGAUAUCAAGUUAAGCAUCCGUACUGGUAUGAUAAUCUGGUUAUAUGAGUGACAUGACUUCAGUUAGAAAGGCUAUCAUACGUACCAUACGGGUUUUAUCUAAGGUAGGAUCGAGUAGUUAAAGAUCCUUAUUGGUAACUGUUUGAGUGACGUAGCGGAGGAUAUCAUAGGUACCAAACGAGUGUUAUCUAAGGUAGGAUCAAGUAAGUUAAAGAUCCUUAUUGGUAACAUUAUCUUGAUGUUUGAGUGACGUAGCUGAGGCUAUUUAGGGUAUCAUACUUACCAAAAGGUGUUAUCUAAGGUAGUACCGAGUAAGUUAAAGAUCCUUAUUGGUAACAUUAUCUGGUUAAGUGACUUGGCUUCAUUAUAAUGUAGAGCUGUUGAAAUGUUGCGUUAUUCAAACUCACAAAUAUUUUUACUUCGCUGUCAAAAUUUGUUGAAUUUACCUCUUUCCAGUAAUGUAAAAAAUGUGAAUGUCACCUUAAAUUGUAUAAUUAUUACUAGAGUAUACAACGUACCUUUUUAGUUAAGUCUAUUAUAUUCUGAAUCCGUGUUACUAUUCGUAUGAAUUGUUGCAUGUUAAACAGUAUAAAAUUGAUUUCUAACGAAGAAAAACAGAAAUUACUCGUAAAUAAAUACAUUUGUAAUAUCAAAUUAUAAAAAAACGAUAAAUACAUUAUGUUUUACCUUUUAUAUACUUUACUCUGGCGUAUGAAUUCCACAUAGGGUCUUUAACCUCUACUAGAACAGGAAAAGCGUGUAAUUGUAUACAAAUUCGUUUGUAUAAGCUAUUAGGCUUCAUGUUCUGCCCGUUUAUUACAUACUCGUGAAGUGCGUGUGUCACAUUGCGUGGACCAUUCUGUUUAUCUGUAGAAAUUCAUUGUCGUAUCAUGUGUACAUUAUUAAAGCCAAUUAUAGCUUAUGACAAUAAAUUGAUAAGGAUACA
Pecten maximus is the source of this 4110-nucleotide messenger RNA. RefSeq names its product toll-like receptor 4. NCBI's taxonomy places the organism in Eukaryota, Metazoa, Mollusca, Bivalvia, Pectinida, Pectinidae. Gene Ontology annotation, molecular function: transmembrane signaling receptor activity. Gene Ontology annotation, cellular component: membrane. The record is from RefSeq and is a predicted model, not a curated record. Bases 936 to 2942 code for a protein of 668 amino acids. Gene Ontology annotation, biological process: toll-like receptor signaling pathway; immune response. The transcript has 4 exons.